Messenger RNA from Thrips palmi, 909 nucleotides. RefSeq lists its product as uncharacterized. Lineage: Eukaryota; Metazoa; Arthropoda; Insecta; Thysanoptera; Thripidae. Gene Ontology annotation, molecular function: protein binding. Bases 1 to 909 code for a protein of 302 amino acids. The transcript has 6 exons. The record is from RefSeq and is a predicted model, not a curated record.
AUGGUGGCCAAGACGAGCAGCCCCUCCGGAUUUCGGAAGGCCGUGCGCGCCGAGCGCGUGGAGGUCGUGUCGGAGAACGUGAAGGCCGCCAAGAAGAGGGACAAGAAGGCGCGCGUCAACCUGGACGACGAGAACGUCCUGAUGGCCGUCAACGUGUUCCUGGACGUGGGCCGGCAGGUGCACCGCCGCACCAAGUACAAGAGAGCGAUGGAGUACUUCGACACGGCCGUGGACCUGGACCCGGAGAGCCUCAAGCCGCUGCAGCCCAGAGCGGCCACCCUCGUCACGCUGGCUUACUUCGAGGAGGCGCUGGAGGAGAUCGACAAGCUGGAGGCCGCGUACAAGGCCCAGGAGGGCGUGGAGGCCGAGGAGCCCCAGGACUGCCGGGUGCCGCUCGCCAUCCGGCGGCUCAAAGUGGAGGCGCUGUGGCAGGGCGGCCGCUUCGAGCGCGCCGCCGUGCUGGCCGCGCAGGGGAUGCGCGUGCGGAGGCAGCCGCCGUACUUUACUGACAUGUACUACACGAGCCUGGCCACGCUGGACCAGUGCCUGGGCUCGUCGCUGGACAGCUGCCUGGAGGCCCUGUCCGAGAACAAGGACCUGCUGGAGCGUCUGAGGCCCGACCCGCCCGAGGACGACCUGGGCCCCGUGCGGGUCCGGCAUUACGUCAAGCCCAAGACCAAGGAGCAGCUGUGCAGGGACCAGCGCUACAAGGAGUUCACGCGGCAGCGGCGCGUGUACAAGGCGGGGCUGUUCCUGGGCGCGCUGGGCAGGGACAUCGAGUACAUCGACCACCUCGGCGAGCACGCCGCCAUCACCAACAGGGCGAGCGACGCGUGGAUCCGGAGGCACGUGGACGCCGUGGCCGGCGACAUGACCAAGCGCAUGGUGGGUGCAGCACAGACCGGUUGA